Nothoprocta perdicaria is the source of this 4431-nucleotide messenger RNA. RefSeq names its product SUMO specific peptidase 5 (gene SENP5). The record is from RefSeq and is a predicted model, not a curated record. Gene Ontology annotation, cellular component: nucleus. Gene Ontology annotation, molecular function: deSUMOylase activity. Gene Ontology annotation, biological process: protein desumoylation. The transcript is spliced from 9 exons. The coding region runs from base 76 to 1815 and encodes 579 amino acids. Lineage: Eukaryota; Metazoa; Chordata; Aves; Tinamiformes; Tinamidae.
UGUGUGUAAUGGGAAAGAGAGAAAUAAUGGUGAGGGCAACACAGUCCUAGUAGUUUUAAACAACUGUAAAAGGAAAUGCUGUUUCAAAGGGAGUGGAAUGGAACUUGUGUCCCCUUGACAACUCUAAAGAGGUCCAAAUUUAGCUAUCAUACUGUAAAAAAGAGAUCUUUGUUUAUGAUGCAUAAGAAACUUUCUAUGGUUAGGUGUCGGUAUAGAAUUCUAAAAACCCCCAAACUUAGAGCAAGAGGCAGAACCUGCAAGUCAAGAAAAAUCAAGCCAAGGCAGGUGGAGAAAGUUACAAGGGACCAUCAAGAGACUCUCCAGCGGGAUUUGGAAGGUGGAUUGUGUAACUGGCCUUCCUACUGGAAAUUUAAAAGUGACUGUCUUUGGAAGCAGUACAGCCCAUCAGAUAUGGACGGUAACAAACCUAAAUCUUUAGCCAAGGAGAAUGAAAUAUGUGCGACUGAGAUCUGCCGUACGCAGGAUCUGUUACCGCGUGAGGAGCUGUGUUCCCAGGAGCCAGAAUCUGGAGGGCAGGACAGCAGCGCUGAUGCUGUCCGACCAGAACUGCACGAUAGAGCUUCUCUGGAGGCAGAGACCUUGCACGAGGUGGAGACAGAUGAGGCUCUGGCAGAGGAUCUUUGCUCCGACCUUUUCAUCUCUGUGACAGAAAAAGAAAUCGCUCUUUCGAGUCAAGAUGAUGCAGAAUGUAAUCAGGUUAUGAGUGUAGAUGAAAUGAUACUGUUACAAUCCUCCUUGCAGGAUUCUCAUGUGAAUGAUGAUUUUGCAAAUGGACCUUUAUCCAUGGAACUGUCAGAAAGUGAGGACAGCUCUAGCCAAAUGGAAGUAGAGGGCUCUUUAAACCUGGAUAUAUUUGGCGCAAAGUUACUAGAUCACCCUUACUGUAAAAGUCCUCUUGAAGAGCCUUCGUCAGAAAGCACAGAGCUAAAAUCAGGAACUCAGGAGGGAGGCAAAAGGAACAGUCAGAAAUCUUCCCGGGUGGCUGAUGAGCAGCUGACAACGUGGCUUUGUGGAUUCCUAGACGAAGUUAUGAAGAAAUAUGGCAGUUUAGUUCCACUCUGUGAAAAAGAUGUCUUGGGAAGAUUAAAAGAAGUCUUCAAUGAAGAUUUCUCCCAUAGAAAACCUUUUAUCACCAGGGAAAUCAUGAAGUAUCGGGAAAAACAUCCAAAAUCCUCCACUUGCAAUUUCCGGGUCUUCUAUAAUAAGCACAUGCUAGAUAUGGAUGAUUUAGCCACACUGGAAGGCCAGAACUGGCUGAAUGACCAGAUAAUUAACAUGUAUGGUGAACUCAUAAUGGAUGCAGUCCCUGAAAAGGUUCAUUUCUUUAACAGCUUUUUUCAUAGACAGCUCGUAACCAAAGGAUAUAAUGGGGUAAAACGAUGGACUAAAAAGGUGGACUUUUUCAAAAAGGCUCUCUUGUUGAUUCCUAUUCACCUGGAAGUCCACUGGUCCCUCAUUACUGUGAACAUCCCCAACCGAAUUAUUUCAUUUUAUGAUUCCCAAGGCAUUCAUUUUAAGUUUUGUGUAGAGAACAUUAGAAAGUAUCUGCUGACUGAAGCAAAAGAGAAGAAUCGCCCUGAGUUUCUUCAGGGUUGGCAGACUGCUGUGACAAAGUGCAUUCCACAACAGAAAAAUGACAGUGACUGUGGGGUUUUUGUGCUCCAGCCUUUUCCUUUCCCUCAGUACUGCAAGUGCCUCGCCUUAGACCAGCCUUUUCAGUUCUCCCAGGAAGAUAUGCCCCGGGUGAGAAAAAGGAUUUACAAGGAGCUGUGUGAACGCCAGCUAAUAGACUAAUGAAAUACAGCCCACCAGUUUCUCUAGUAUUCCUGACAAGCUGCAGCUGGGGUUGGUGUACUUGAAUUUCUGGAAACUUCUGUGAGUUUUGAGCGACGCUCAGCUGAGUGGUGUGGCCACUGUUGUUACCUCAACUUCUUUUCUGACAAGCUCUUUACCUGGCAGAACGUAACAGAACUGCCACAAAAAUAUUUCUAACGUCUGUUUUGUUCUCUUAUGUUCUUUCCUGUAUUUAAUAUUUAUUAUCUAAGCAUGCGUAUAGGCAAAGCAUGCAACUAAAACAUAAAGCUGUAGAUUUGGUGCACCUUUGAAACGUAGCUAGAAAUGACAAAUACAGGUGAAUUUGUCUGGAAACAUAAAGAUGCAUGAUCUGUUUUCUGAUGCAAUAACGCUUUGAAUGUAUCAAACUCGAUGCCAUAAAAAGAACAGCUAGAAGCUAUUUGAUUAUUCCAUUUUUUCCCCCCAUUGUGGCUGUAUAAUACUGAAUUGUCACUCUUUUAGGGUGGUAAACUCAUCUACAGAUUUGAUUUGUGGAGUCCCCUUUUUUAAAUAGUUCAAGUUGCUAAUAAAAAAAUUGUUCUGUUUACAUUUAUCCAGCUGUCACUAUCAGCCUGUCUCUAUCUAGAUGAAAAGCAGCCUUUGCACAAAUAAAGCUUCAGCACUUGUCUGUAUAAUAAAAAGUACAGAGAUGCUCGGCCAGUCUGAUAAUAUAUUCCCGUGUGCUGCAGAAGGUUCCGUGACAUGUGUAUUAAGGGCAUUACAAAGCUGCUCCUGAAGUGUCAGUUCAGAUGCCAAGAUGAAACUGUUUAAAUCUCAGAUGGUUUUGAAUCAUUUUCAAUUCCACGCCAUUAAUCAAAAUGUUCCAUUUCAGCAUCUUUCAGUUCUGUCUUCAAAUCAAUUCUCUUACAGCUUGUUGUCUUUACCAUUGGCUUUUGCCUUUGGUCAAAUAUAAAUUGAUUCAUUUCUGCUGCGUCUGCCGUGUGAUUGUCUGCAGCAUCUCUGGUUUGUUUCUGUUCAGUCACAGGGAUGGCUCUUGGGGCACAACAGCACUUGUGGCGGGUGCUGUGCAAACUCACCAAACCAACAUCAUUCCACUGCACAGGUAAAGGAGGACAGUGGAUCUUGGUGCUGAUUUGUGGCUCUCCUGGGUAAGCUGUGCUCUCCUUGUACCUGAAGAGAGCUCGUUUUGUUUGAAGGGACCGUUGUAUAGGAUGGCUACACCAACAAAUGGCCUUAACCUUAUUUCUCUGCCAGUUAAGGGGCUGAGCCCAGGGGAAGGUUAUUUUUCAGUGCUAAAUAUCAUUCAUUGCAUUGGUCCAUCUAAUGUCUGGCCAUAGGCUUGACUUCUGGUGGAGGAAGCUCCCUUUUCUUCCCUCUGUCUUGUGAAUGGAUUCAGGCUUGCGCAAAGCUAGCUGCAAAUCCCUCUUGGCCUGCUGGAGGGAGCAAGGAGAAAGGAGGGGGUGCCAAGUGCAGCCAGGCUAGGAAGGAAAGCAGGUGCACAAGGAGUUGUGCUGGAGAAGGGAAAAUUUAAGCUUGGGACAUGGUCUCUGAAGCACUAGGCUUAAGCAUUUGAGUCAGUACUGUCUUUUUCUUAUCCCCUUCUGCAAAGUGAACAGGUCCAAGAUUCAAACUGAGCCAGCCAAAGCACUGCUCAUAUCUUAGUCCUGGCUCCGGUCUAGCUUGUCACUGUUUGUACCAGCACAAAUGAAGAGGGAGAAUGGGGUGGCCAGGAUGAUACAUGAAAAUCGUGCCAAGUUUGGAUGUGUGAGUGAAGUUGUGUCCUCAAGCAAGGCUUGCUGUAGAGAAGGAAUGAAAUGUAGAAGGAAAGCUGCAUAACCAUGGGUUUGUUAUUUCCUAGAAUUAGGGAGUUUGGUAAGGAAGCACGGAUGACUGCAAGCCUGGAGCCUCUCAGUGCCUCCAAGGAAGCCCAUUAUCUUUCAUAGAAGGGGGGCAUUGCUCUGGGCAUUUAUUCUUUGCAGGGGUGUGUUGGAGCAUUGAACCACAGACAGUCCUUUCCUGAAACUUGCUGCCUUUGUGGUAGGGAUCUGAAUUUCCUCCUUCAUGUGGGAAGCUGGGAGGAGUCUUAAAUCUUGAUGCUAUACCAGUAACAUCAGCAAAAAGGACAGUUUUUUUGUGAACUUCUUUAACAGUGUAGAUUUAACAAUGUAGAUGCUUUGAAAUUACUUCAUAUGUGUAUCAGAUCACUUGAGGGGAGGGCACCUUGCAUUUAAAUCUGCUGCACUCUGUGGGUUGGGGAACAGCAUGGAGAAGGAGGCAUGUUAAAAAGCAUUCCCUGUUUGCUUGCUUGUCAGCUAGGAGGUCGCUAAUAGGUGUUCCACUUGAUUAUGGGGCAGUGGAGAGAAGUUGCACUCGAGUAUCCAGCUGUGAACACACCAGUGAGUGGCCUCUGGGGAGGGAAAAGAAAGGGGGAAAUCGAAAACAGAGCUAAUGUAGGUGACGCUUGUUGGUGCAGCGCUGCGCUUAAUCAGAGGCAGUGCGGAUCUUCCCCCCAGUAAUGAUGUAUCCUAUGAAACUGGACUAAUUAACUCAUCCUUGAGAAUGUCUUUGAUGCCUUAAAGGAGAUGGACUCCAUAAUGUGUAGUCAUUUGACUAUUU